AAUACGGCAGUUAUACUGCAUAGUCAAUUAAACUAAAUUUUAAAAUCAUUUUAUGAUUUUCUUUUCUAAAAUGACAUUUUUCUUUUAAUCUUUGAGGGGAAAAACUAAAAUGAAAUCGAAAUGUGAGAUAAUUUUAGCAUUGUUGAAUAUUUUUAUUGAUAUUGCUACCUGCAGUAGUGAGUGCCAAAGACCACAUAAUGAUACAUGUUGUUACAACGAAUACUUUGACUCCAAAAACAAUACCUGCAGAGAAUGCAAGCCUGGAAGAAUAGGAUGGAAUUGUAAUUAUUCUUGUGCAGAGGGAUAUUACGGAAGGUUGUGUAAACAUUCCUGCACGUGUAACUUUAAUGAUUGUGAUCCGGAAGUUGGGUGCCAGUUACAAGCUACGAACAGUUACAAUUCAACAGAUUCAAGUCAGAACAUAAAUAAUGAGUAUAACAGAAAGAUAUUGCACUCUAUUUCGAAGCAACUAAAGUUGAUGAGCAACACCUUAUUUCUAAUUGUGGGUUGUGUAAUCAUUCUUAUUCUGGGGCAGUGGUAUAUAAUCUGGAAGUGCAAGAUAAAACCAGGUGUCCGCAAUGGAAUGAAACAGAUUGAUACACACACGAUAAAUAACCCGCAAUCUAUAGCUGUGGCUAUGGAGCGAGGAUAUACGGCUUUGUCAAAUGGGAAUAUUAGAAACUUCGCAUAA
This is a messenger RNA of Saccostrea cuccullata (small rock oyster), 691 nucleotides long. RefSeq lists its product as uncharacterized. Bases 110 to 691 code for a protein of 193 amino acids. The transcript has 6 exons. NCBI's taxonomy places the organism in Eukaryota, Metazoa, Mollusca, Bivalvia, Ostreida, Ostreidae. The record is from RefSeq and is a predicted model, not a curated record.